AUGGACAGGGGAUGGAAACCUAUUGUUGAUGUGUCACGAGCCUGUCCUCGUUGUGGUUCUUCAAAUACCAAAUUUUGUUACUACAACAAUUACAGCUUGUCACAACCUAGGUACUUUUGCAAAGGUUGUAGAAGGUACUGGACUAAAGGUGGGUCCCUCCGGAAUGUUCCGAUCGGCGCAGGUUGCCGGAAGAGCAGACGAUGUAAGUCCAUACGCUCCUUGUCUACAGGUGAUGUGUCCUCUAGGAGUUCAGGUAAUAACAGGGCAAUACUUGAGUCAAGUAGCUCAUAUCCUGGACCUGGUGUCUCAACCAAUAUUAAUCUUGCAGCAGCUUAUGCUAAUUUCCUUAAUCAACCAGAGCCUCAGGCAGAAGUCCCCUUGUUGUUAUAUGAUGGCGAUGAAAAUGCAAGAUAUUUUUCUGGGCUUGACGCAUUUAAUCAGAAGCAUCAGUAUGCAACUGAUCAUCAGUUAAUUACAAGUAUGAACGGCCCGAUGAACAAUUCUCCGUUGCCGCCAUUGCCUAGUGAAGAUGUAGCAACUUCUGAAGAGAUGGUGGGAUCCAGCUUUGAAUUAAUGUUGCCAAAUCAUAUAUUUCAGUCAACAGAUCAAACGGCAAGGAUUGAACAAGAUUCAGAACAGUUGAAUAGAAAUGGGAACCCAUUUAGCAUGCUGAAUCUUGAAGCCAUUUUCAGACAUCAAGUCUUGAUGAGGUUCCCUUUUAUAUCUUAG
Molecule: messenger RNA, 729 nt
Organism: Olea europaea var. sylvestris
Lineage: Eukaryota; Viridiplantae; Streptophyta; Magnoliopsida; Lamiales; Oleaceae
Product: dof zinc finger protein DOF5.3-like
Exons: 2
Coding region: 1-729 (242 amino acids)
Biological process (GO): regulation of DNA-templated transcription
Molecular function (GO): DNA-binding transcription factor activity; DNA binding
Source: RefSeq, a predicted model, not a curated record